Molecule: messenger RNA, 1716 nt
Organism: Aspergillus melleus
Lineage: Eukaryota; Fungi; Ascomycota; Eurotiomycetes; Eurotiales; Aspergillaceae
Product: type I polyketide synthase
Exons: 1
Coding region: 1-1716 (571 amino acids)
Biological process (GO): fatty acid biosynthetic process; secondary metabolite biosynthetic process
Molecular function (GO): fatty acid synthase activity
Source: RefSeq, a predicted model, not a curated record
AUGUAUGAGCCAUUGGCAAUUGUUGGAACAGCAUGUCGGUUGCCAGGUGGUGCGAGUUCGCCAUCGAAACUAUGGGAUCUCUUGAAGGAGCCGAGAGACGUUCUCAAAGAAUUUCCACCGGAGAGGCUAAACACGACGGGAUUUUACAACAAUAAUGGCGACAUGCGAGGUCGCUCAAAUGUCCUUCACAAAUCCUAUUUGCUGGAGGAAGAUGUCCGUCAUUUCGACAACGCCUUCUUUAACAUCAAUCCAAAGGAAGCGGCUGAUAUGGAUCCUCAACAGAGGAUACUCCUGGAAACUGUCUACGAAGCCUUUGAAUCAGCUGGAUGGUCACUAGGCGAUGUCGACGGCUCUCAGACCUCAGUUCAUGUCGGCAUAAUGACGGAUGAUUAUAAUCUGAUCCAGGGCAGAGACCCCGAUACGUUAGGAGGACAUGCCGCUACCGGGGUAUCACGUUCCAUUCUAGCCAAUCGGCUAUCCUACGUCUUCAACCUACAAGGGGCAUCUUUGGCUCUUGAUACAGCAUGUUCCAGCUCUCUUGUCGCCCUACACAUGGCAGUACAGGGCCUUCACCGAGGUGAGGCCACUCAAGCAGUUGUAGCGGGCACCAACCUGCUGAUGGACUCCUCUUGGUACAUUAUGGGGUCUUCGAUGCACAUGAUAUCUCCAGAGUCUCGAUGUCGCAUGUGGGAUAAGGAUGCCAGUGGCUAUGCUCGAGGUGAAGGUUGCGCUGCAGUGUUGGUGAAGACUCUCUCCCAGGCGAUCCGCGAUAAUGACCAUAUCGAAUGUAUUAUCCGAGGAACUGGUGUCAACUCAGACGGGCAGGGCAACAGCAACGGUAUCACGAUACCGUCACCUGCGGCACAAACUGCCCUGAUCCAGCAGACAUACCGUGAUGCUGGCCUGGACCCCAUAACGGACCGGUGCCAAUACUUCGAGUGUCACGGCACUGGUACUCAGGCUGGUGAUCCUGCGGAAGCCCAAGCAAUUCAAGACGCAUUCCGCGACGACAGCGAGCCUCUGGUCAACAGCACGUUGUACUGUGGGUCCAUUAAAACGGUUAUUGGUCAUUUGGAAGGCUGUGCUGGACUGGCUGGAUUGAUUAAGGCCUCGCUGGCCAUCCAGAACAAGGCCAUUCCUCCCAAUAUGCAUUUCAACAACUUGAACCCAAAGGUUGAGCCAUUUUACGCAGGCUUGGAGGUACCCACAGCCCUUUUGCCCUGGCCAGAGACGGGCGAUGGUCCUCGCAGAGCCAGUGUUAACAGCUUCGGUUUCGGUGGCACUAAUGCUCACGCUAUUCUCGAGAGUUAUGGGCCCUCAAUUACAGAGGUUUCCCCAAGAUCAACUCCGUCAGAUGUGGGAACCGGCAGAAUCUAUCAAUAUGAUGGAGCUCCCGUGGCACCACUGGUGUUCUCGGCUCGGAGCCGAUCUUCAUUGCUUGACUGGCUCAGGGAGCUACUCAACUAUCUGCGAGUGAACGAGUCCGUAGAUCUUGACUCCUUGAGCAACACGCUAAAUUCAAAGAGAUCCGUGUUUCGGUAUCGAAUUGCGAUCCCUACCGUGGUUGAUCGCCAGGAUCUCAUGGAAAAGCUGGAAGACCAAAUCAACAUCAUCAGCACCUCAAUGGGCGGACCUCUUCAACCAUCACCUGGACCCAGUAGUGGGGAAGGGGCAUCUAUUUUGGGGGUGUUCACCGGUCAGGUAUGCUCGGUCUGA